AUGAACAAGCAACUUGCCGAAUUUCAAGAGCAUUUGCUCAAGUCAAAAAAAAUUAUAGCACUAGUUGGUGCUGGACUCUCUGCCUCUUCUGGUCUCCCCGUUUUCCGAGGGUCUCAAGGACUUUGGAAGAACUACAAUAUGAUUGAUUUGGCUACUCCGGAUGCAUUUUACAUAGAUCCGGGUUUAGUAUGGCAAUUUUAUUCUUGGAGAAGGUUUAGCGCAUUACGAGCAGAGCCAAAUGACGGUCAUAUAGCAUUAGCCAAAUUGUCACAUAUGUCGAACUUGAAAUACUUGACUAUACUGCAAAAUGUAGAUGGGUUGUCGAAUCGAAAAAGAAGGAGUGACCAUGACGACACCUUUUUACAUGAUCCAAAAAAGUUGUAUGAGAUUCAUGGAAGCUUAUUUACCUUGAAAUGUACUAGCUUUAUGUGCAAUCAUGUGGAGAAGAAUAACUUUCGCCAGCCAUUGACUCCUGCAUUGGAAGACUCAGAGUUUGAAUAUUUGAACAGGAGAAAGAAAAGAAGUCGAGAGGAAGAACAAGAUACUCGAGAAGAGGGGGAAUUUGACCCUCUUGUUGUAAUGAGCCGACAGGACACUUUUACAUCUAUUUCUUCAUCGCCACAGUUUGAGCCAGUAAAAACAAUUGAUGAGAAGGAUUUACCUCGAUGUCCUGUAUGUGACGGGCUCAUGCGCCCUGGUGUUGUUUGGUUUGGUGAGUCACUACCGUUGGACUUGAUUACUGGAAUCGAUAGCUUUAUUGAACAUGGCGAAGCCCCUGAUUUAAUUUUGGUGAUUGGAACUAGUGGAACAGUCUAUCCUGCCAAUAGCUACGUUGAGAGAGUGAAAUUAAAAGGCGGGAGAGUAGCUAUAUUCAAUAUGGACAUUGAAGAUGAUGUGGUCAAUGGCAAGGUUGAUGGAACUUGGGGGUUUAAAGGUGACGCAGCAAAAUUGUUACCAGUUGCUCUAGAGCCAUUGAUUGGCAAAAUUAGAUAG
Molecule: messenger RNA, 993 nt
Organism: Lodderomyces orthopsilosis Co 90-125
Lineage: Eukaryota; Fungi; Ascomycota; Pichiomycetes; Serinales; Debaryomycetaceae
Exons: 1
Coding region: 1-993 (330 amino acids)
Molecular function (GO): NAD+ binding; protein-malonyllysine demalonylase activity; protein-succinyllysine desuccinylase activity
Source: RefSeq, a predicted model, not a curated record